This is a messenger RNA of Megalobrama amblycephala (Wuchang bream), 2879 nucleotides long. RefSeq lists its product as uncharacterized. Gene Ontology annotation, cellular component: adherens junction. Gene Ontology annotation, biological process: heterophilic cell-cell adhesion; homophilic cell-cell adhesion. The record is from RefSeq and is a predicted model, not a curated record. Lineage: Eukaryota; Metazoa; Chordata; Actinopteri; Cypriniformes; Xenocyprididae. The coding region runs from base 388 to 1479 and encodes 363 amino acids. The transcript is spliced from 6 exons.
GGGGAAGGGCAAAAUCUCAACUUCCCUGGACGCAAAUCCCUGCAAAACAAUAUUACAGAUAAAUAUUAAAAAAAUACUAAUAUAUCCUACCAGGAGCCAAAUAAAGGAAUGUUUUCACAUUACCACCAUCAGCAGAUUCACAAACCCAAUGGGUUGGACAAGUCAGCACAAAGCUGAAACUGUUUGGGCACUCGACCCAUGUGUUAAGCAAUAGGAUUGCGUAAUAUUCUAUCGUCAUGCAAACAGCAAAGAGCUGGCAACUGGGCAACUCUCUCUCCCCCUCUCUGGUUUUCCCAUGUAAGAUAAACAAUGACAGUCGGAUCACACUGAGAGGCGUGUAUGACUCAAGCGAGAGAGGAAAGCUGAUUUCUACCAGCUUUAGACAACAUGCAUGGGAGAAGAAAUGCAUUUGAUCUAUCACUCUAUGGACUGUUUUUGAUUUAUCUCUCAUUCUUCAGAAUAGCAGGUGUGAAGAUUAUUGGUCAUGAUACAACAGUCGUGAAAGAAGGGAGCGCCACUUUGUUUUGUCAUCUGACUGAGACAGCAGAGAAUUUAACUCAUAUCGUCUGGCAGAAACAGACAAGAGGAAACCCUGAACAGGAAACCUUCUUAAUCAUCCACAAGGAUGGAAAAACUGAACUCAAAAAUGAUAAACAGGACAAGUUCAAAUUUAUUGGGAACGUUAAAGAGAAGAAUGGAUCGAUUCAGCUGCUGAGAGCGUCACUCCUGGAUGAUGGGAUCUACACUUGCAUCUUCAACACAUUUCCUAGUGGACAAAUUCAGACAAACAUCAAUAUCACGGUUCUUGUUCCUCCUGUGGGGAACGUGUCGGGGAGCACACACGUUUCUGAUCAUUGCGAAGUUACUUUGGCAUCAUGCGAAGCCUCCAGUGCACGGCCGGCAGCAGAAGUGUUGUGGAGAUUAGGAGCUCUGAGUGACUCCCUGAGGACUGAAACCAGCAUCACACAGCACUCAGAUGGAACGUUUACCGUCGUGACUCGCAUACUUGGUGCACCAUCUAAACAUUUAAACCAGAGGAAGAUCCAGUGUGUGGUGAAACACAGCACACUGACAAAGGAGCUUGAACUCGAACAUGUGUUAAAUGUCCACUAUCCUCCAGAAUUGGUGGUUAUAAUCCUUGAUGAUUCAAAAGAGGCUGAAGAAUAUCACUGUUUAGUGGAUUGUAACCCAACACCGACUAGCUACAUCUGGAUCAAAGUGAAUGGAAGUACUCCACAUUCUGAAGGCAAUAAACUUUUCAUCCCAAAAUCCUCCUCUGAUUUCAAUGGUGUGUACAUCUGUACAGUAUCGAACGAGUAUGGAAAAGCGUCAGGUGUCCUCUAUGUGGGUAGCACUGGAUCCACUGAUGUCUGUUGGGAUCUCUUUGGUUUUAUCUUCAACUGUGUCAUCCUGGUGAUUACUGUGGUUUACAUUACAGUGCCUCUGAGGUUGUUCUCAGAUCUUCUGAGGUUCUACUAAAGUAAAAGUAGGGCACUAUGAGGCUAAAGGUACACCUUAAGAAAAAUUAGCUUUUCAUUACACCCAUAAUGUAUGAUUGCAGGGGAAAAAAAAAAUGUUUGUAUUGAACAUUUAUGGAGCAACAGAUUUUGUGUGAAAAUAAAUCAUAAAAGUGGUUAAUUUUGUUUAAAAAUGUAAUAAAUGUAUGAGGUGGCGAGGAGGGCCAAAGGCACACAGUAUUGAUACAAAUACUUUAGUUAAAGUAAUGGUUUUAAUAAUGUCUGAGUUAAUGCUCGUUCAAAACAGUCAUUUUAGCAAAGUUUGUACUAUUUUCUGUUGAUUUUAAUAAAAGAAUUCAUUUUUGUUCAAUAAAUAUACUCAUUAAAAUGUUAACAUAAAAAUUUAUAUAUAAAAACAGAAACAAAAUUAUUUUAAAAAGUAAAGAUUCUGAAACAAUUGAAGAUCCCAUAAUAAUGUAAUAUAGAUUUACAGUAGAAAGUUCCACAGUAGAUUUACAGUAAAUUUUAUUAAAUUAUAUGAGUAUUAUCAUAUUUUUAAAUAUGAUGGUUUCAAUAUAAAUAGGAGUAUUAUCUCUUUUUUGAUGUGUCUGUAUCUGCCCAUGAUCCAUUUCAUGACUGUUUCAAUGCUUGUGUGUGAAUUAUGUGUACAUCCGUUUAAUUUUUACCAUGUUACUCUUGUGUGUGUUUGAGUAACAAUGACUUCUCUGUGUGUGCACAUGUGAAAAGGAGAUCAUUCUAAUGGUGUGUUCGUAUCUUCCUGUGAAGUUCCAUGUGUGUUCAAAUCCCUUUGGUGAACCAGAUGGCGAUGUACCUUUUUAUACCAAAAAUUACUUUUUAAUAUUUCCCACUUGAACUUACCAAAUACCCUGAUGACGUAAGCCACGUGACUCAUACUGAAACUGUAUUGGUAUCUGUGGCAUCCCUCCCACCCCCCUCCUCUUACCUUGUCAAUGGAAGGAGUUUCCUAACUGCUAUUUUGCAGCUCUGUUUGUUCUCUAUUCUCUCUUAUUAAAAGCGGAUAAGGGCUAUAUUGAGAGGAAACUCAGAGCAAACAAUGGUACUGAACUGCACAAACAAGCCACAGCAGAAGUCAACACACAAGAAUGUGCUUUGGAAAUUUGUACUUUAAUUUAGAAGGAUGCAUUCAAUUGGUCAAAAAUGGCAGUAAAACAUUUGUAAUCUUACAAAAGACCAAGUAAAUUCUGUUCUUUAAACUAUUUUUUGCUGUAUCACGUUUUCCACAAUCAUUAAGCUGCAUAACUGUGAUAAUAUUAAGAAAUGUUUCUUGAGCACCAAAUCGGCACAUUACAAUGAAGUAAUAGCUGCUAGAAAUGGAUCUUACUUUUAGUUUUGACUGUAGUUUUGAUCAAAUAAAUGCUGACUUGCGGAUUCUUAUGUAAA